AUCCUCGUGACGUCAUGGGUGAUGCUGACGGCUCCAAACAGGAAGAAAACAUCUAGCCGCUGGUGGAGCAGCCUGUUUUGUCGUUCCUAACGUAAUGAAUCGCUUCUGAGACUGAAGAACAAACAGCUGCGCUGUCAUGCUAUGCGCGGAGUAGAGGCAGCUGCGACGGAUUCCCAAAGAGUCUGUUUCUGAUCGACUUUCGUCCGCUACGAGUCUCAUAACGAGGAGUGAAUGAGUGACGUGGCGCCUCCCACAGCCCUCAGUGAAGUCCAGCUCCGCUUCCUCUGCCAAGAUGACAUAGAGAACGUCAAGCAGCUCUGCAGCGAUUGGUUUCCAAUCGAGUACCCAGACUCAUGGUAUCAAGACAUCACCUCCAACAAGAAGUUCUUCUCCCUCGCUGCCACCUUCAGAGGAGGCAUCGUGGGAAUGAUUGUGGCGGAGAUCAAAGGCCGGACCAAAGUACACAAAGAGGAUGGAGACAUCCUGUCCUCCAGUUUUCCUGUGGACACACAGGUAGCCUACAUCCUCAGCCUGGGAGUGGUCAAAGAGUUCAGGAAACACGGAAUUGGCUCCUUACUGCUGGACAGUCUGAAGGAGCACAUCUCCACCACCGCCCAGGACCACUGCAAGGCCAUCUACCUGCACGUCCUCACCACCAACAACACUGCCAUCCACUUCUAUGAGAACAGAGACUUCAGACAGCACCACUACCUGCCCUACUACUACUCCAUCCGCGGCGUCCUCAAAGAUGGAUUCACAUACGUGCUCUACAUUAAUGGGGGUCAUCCGCCCUGGACGAUAUUUGACUACAUCCAGCACAUCGGUUCGGCUCUGGCCAGCCUGAGCCCCUGCUCCAUCCCCCAGCGGCUGUACCGGCAGGCCCAGUCCCUGCUACGCUCUCUGCUCCCCUGGUCCAACAUCGCCUCCAAGACCGGCAUCCAGUACAGCAGAACCAUGUGACGCGAGGCGGAGCCCGGCUCUUCUGACGCUCGCCAGUCUUCCCCGUGCAGACCAAAACACACGCGUGCUUUCACUUCAUCGGCUUCCUCCCCCCCUGCAUUCGACCCAGUGAUGCAGUCACGGACCCGUGCGGGGAGGUGACGCUGCGGGAUCCUCCAUUCUUCAACGUUGUCCUCACAUUUUCAGGAUCUACUGGAAAAACCACCGGAUUUUUUCUCCUGGUUUGGUUCUCACUCGUACAGAACUCUUAUCUAGACCCGUAGCCUGUGUUUGUGCAGCGCCGGACCCACCUUCAGACCACAGCGUGAUAGCACACAUUGUAGUUCUGGUCUGCACGCACACAGAAUGAUACUGAGGGUUUAAUCUAGCCCUUCCUGUUGCCCUUCUCCUUCCAGCUACUAUCAGAGUUUAUGUACUUUAUUUGUAUAUUAUAUAUACUAAUAUAUCCACUUAUUUCCAUAUUUAUACGUAUUCUAUGCUGUUAGUAGAUCUGAAUGAAAGGUAAGACCAUACUUGCUCCUUUGUUCCUAAAGACCAUUUGAAAGAUGAAGGAGUUUAUCAAUCUGGGAGUUUGAAUAAACUUUAUUGCACUCAGAAACCUUUUAAACACAAUGCAGUAAAUUUCGGUAAAGUUAGCAGUUUCCUCUUUUUUUUCUCAAUCAAAGAUUUAGUAGAAACCCGUCAGACCAAAUGUCCUUUUAUAUUUAUGCGUGGUCAUCAGUCCAGCAGAAGCCCCGCCCUAUUGUGGAUGUCAUUUUAAAGAUUUUAAAUGAUGACAGGUAGUUUUUAUUUGUUUUUUCCCCUUCAUUGAUUGUAACAUUGCUGGUAAUGCGAAAACUUUUAAAACGUGUCCCACGUUGGGCUUUUAUGUUGGCUCUCAAACAAACGGCGCCUCCUGCAGGAGGGUCGCGGUAAAUCCACCGACUCGCAGGGUCAGUUUGCACCAACGAAGUGCCAAAUAUUGGACAAAUUAGUCUUAGGGUCACUUUGUUUGAGAUCUUGAUCAUUUUUUGUCGGUUUUCUUUGACUUCAGUUUGAUUUACACAUCAGUCCAGUUUGUCCGUCAGGGAACAAAUCAGAGUUUGAUGUGACUGAACAGCGGGGAAGUCAUGUGGGAUUGUGGGAAAUCAAAAGUACCUUUCCGAUGUUGUUUGUGUGAUGAUUGGAGAGGCUGUGAAAACUGACUCUGUCCCGGCUUCCAAGCUUUGUCGUGUUGUGAUAGUCUUCUUGUUCCUGUUCAGUUGUUUUGAAUACCUCAUACCACGGCUUCAACACUUUGUGACUCUGUGUUGCAUUUCUGUCCGUCUGUUUGAACUUGGGAUAGACUGAAUAAAAUAUGAUUCAAACUAAA
Messenger RNA from Oryzias latipes (Japanese medaka), 2311 nucleotides. RefSeq names its product N-alpha-acetyltransferase 60, NatF catalytic subunit (gene naa60). Lineage: Eukaryota; Metazoa; Chordata; Actinopteri; Beloniformes; Adrianichthyidae. Gene Ontology annotation, biological process: N-terminal peptidyl-methionine acetylation. The record is from RefSeq and is a predicted model, not a curated record. Gene Ontology annotation, cellular component: Golgi membrane. Gene Ontology annotation, molecular function: histone acetyltransferase activity; protein-N-terminal amino-acid acetyltransferase activity.